AGUUGACAUACAAAUGAAACAACCCUUUAAGCUUUCAAAGUGAAAAUUUCUGAACAAUAUUGCGCUUUUUAACUUCUUGAAGCGUAUUUUGAAAAAUUGAAAUAACUUUACGUAUGAAAUUAUAGCUUUUUCGUGGCAAAAUUAAGUUAACAAGAGAAAUUGUGCUUGCAAAGAUUUCAUCGCCAUUUCGUUAUAUCACAGGUCACAUCGAAGGGCAUGUAACGUAGGUCGAGGGAAAGCGUAUUUUUGAAAGGAACAAUCUUUGUAACAACGAUGAAUUCCAAAGACGAACAGUUUAAAGAACCUUUUGUCACUUCCACUUGUGAUAAAGAUAUUGUAUUUACUGUAGAAAGAAAUUCCUCAGUUCACUCACAAGAAAAAUCACUCUCAAACAAGGUUGGCGAUUCGGGUGUAAACAAAAGCCAAGAAGAUGAAUGUAAGCCUUUGCCUGUCAAGAAGAAGCACCGUCGUGGUUCGAGGCGAAGCAGAAAGAAGUUUAAACCAUAUUCAAAGCUGACUUGGGAGGAGAAGAAGGCCGUGGAAGAAAGGGAGAGCCGAAGAGCUGUAAAAAAUCGAGAGAAGUACAUGCAAGAAAAAGGUCGUCCACUUGCCCCUUAUAACACUUCACAAUUUUUAAUGGCUGAACAUGAUACUCAAGAACCUAAUUUAUGUGUACACAAAACUACGAGAAUUUCUAGUUCAGCUGAUGACUCUGGCGAUUCGUUAUCGUAUUCUGAUGAAGAGCGAGAUAUCGAAGAUGUUCGUAGUUUUUUGCAAAAAGAUUUUACUGAAACCUAUGAUCGUUUUCAUUCCGAAACCCUUCAUGGUAUGAGUAAAGACGAAUUAAUUAAUGAAUACAUCGAACUGGAGAAUAAAGUGGAAAAUUUGGAGAAAGAGUUGAACACUAUUAAAUCAAAUGGAAAGGUAAAUGGGCAUGACAAUAGUAAAAUCAAUUCUGAAAUGAACAAUGUAGAAACAGGGAAAGAUGUUGAUACAGAAUCAUUAAAAGAGGAAAUCCAGCAUUUGCGUGAUGAAAACCAAAGGUUAAGUGUUGAGAAUAUUAGAUUGAGACCGGCAGCUAUGGAUACACCUGUAUCUUAGAACAGGAGGAUUCUUGUAUAAUUGUUGAAUGACAUCAACUAGUAUAACAAUUCUGAGACUUACAUUAUAUCCAAUGUCAUUAACGAAAUCAUUUUAUAUCCAAUAAAUAAAUCAAAUACCUUUAAGGUGUUAAAUGGUAAUUUUCCUUUUCACCAAGUAUUGUUUGUACCCAUGGAUAUAUUAUUAAUGUUUUCAUAGGUUGAAUUUAGUGAUGUUGUAGAUAACUAUCUCUGUCAUCAAUAAAUUCUGACUCACAUGAAAUUUAGCUUUAGAAAGUAUAUUCUUCAUCUUUAGAGAAUUUCUGUCCAAUUAAUACAUUAAUUAUAGUAGCAAAUCAAUGCCAAUCCUUUAAUGAUAUUUGUCCAUUUUCUUGGCUGAACUAAAAAAGUUACUGUUUGCCUUUACCAUAUGAAUGAAAGAGUUGUUUUUAGAUUGGUGUAGUUACUAUAAUUGUAUAAAUAUCACAGAAAAGAGUUGUAACUAUUGUCAAACUUUAAAUACAUAAAGGACAUCCUCA
Xenia sp. Carnegie-2017 is the source of this 1618-nucleotide messenger RNA. RefSeq names its product protein HEXIM1-like. Gene Ontology annotation, biological process: negative regulation of cyclin-dependent protein serine/threonine kinase activity; negative regulation of transcription by RNA polymerase II. The record is from RefSeq and is a predicted model, not a curated record. The transcript has a single exon. The coding region runs from base 274 to 1101 and encodes 275 amino acids. Gene Ontology annotation, molecular function: 7SK snRNA binding; cyclin-dependent protein serine/threonine kinase inhibitor activity. Lineage: Eukaryota; Metazoa; Cnidaria; Anthozoa; Malacalcyonacea; Xeniidae. Gene Ontology annotation, cellular component: nucleus; cytoplasm; nucleoplasm.